Pelobates cultripes (western spadefoot toad) is the source of this 27230-nucleotide messenger RNA. The record is from the annotation of a GenBank genome assembly. Lineage: Eukaryota; Metazoa; Chordata; Amphibia; Anura; Pelobatidae.
CGGGGAUAUCAUGGCAUAGUAGUAAUGAGUUAAAUGAACAAGGAUAGAAGUUGCUCGUAGGCGCUAUCGGUGGGGUUCAAGCAGUUGGUUCUGAUAGAAUGUGAUCAGCGGUAACAUUCCAAUCUAUGUGUGUGGGUUCCAUAGAUAAGCUGAGAGCUGCUACCUGGAGCAGUACUGGCGAAGGAAGGUAAGCUGCUCGCUGGACUUGCUUUGUUCUGCUCCAACCCCUCAUCUUCCUGGAUCUCCCGUGACCUUAAUCUUUUAUUAUUAUUUGGUUAAACGCCAACCUAUUCAGUAGCGCUGUGUAUUUAUUUAUUUUUCUGUACAUUCUUUUUGUUUUUUGUUUUUUGUGUUACUGUUGUGUUUGGCAUUUUGCAGUCUCUGUGUAUCAUAUCUAUAGUAACUGCACACGCUCAUGCAAAUAAAUGUGGUUUAUUCUUGAGUGACAGAUCGCUUUUGUAGUUUCUUAAGGAGUGUGAGGUGUUUCUGUAGCCUGUUUUCCUCUAAAAACUUUGCAAAUGUGUCUAUUUAAAGAGGCAUUAAAGUCACUGUAUUUACUGACUGAGCCUACGUUUUAGUAUGCAAAAUGUAUACCAUCAGGGACAUUUCUAUGUGAAGUGGUAUUAAUAUGCUCUCAAAAAUGUUUACCACCUUCUCCUCCUCCCCACCCUCUUUUUUUUUUUAUUUUUUUUUUUUAAUAUAUCUAAUGAGCUAAUAAACUGGUAGUGACUACUGUCCCCUUUAUCCUUCCUUGUGGCCAGCUGUAUAGUACAAGAGGUUAGCACAGCAGGUUUCCUGGUUAUUUAUGGCGCCCUCCCAAUUGACCUUUGUUGAGUCCCAUGCCCUCUCAUGCACCCCUUGUAUCCUGGGUAGAUUGCUAGCUGAUAUAGUAGAGUGCAUGUGUUGCUGUUUAGCAGGAAGAGCUGUUUUAUUUUCUUGUCUCCUUUGGGGGAAGUGUUGAAUUGCUGCUAUGUUUUGGGUUAGCCACAUAGAUGCACACAGCUUAAAGCUGUAGGGGGUUGGGAAGAUUCUGUUCCUUAGAAACUUCUAAACCAAGUUUAGUCAUUGCAACCUGAUCAUUGUUCCAAUAGGGUUCUGUGUGUGAUUUAUUAUUGGGAACUCACAUUGGUAAAAGAGACUACCAAAGGAAAUGCAUGUUUAUUAGAAUUUUAGAAUGAGAUCUUAAAUCCUAAUCUAAAAACGAAUCGAUCUGAGCAUUAAAUCCCCAUAAAUUCACUUCAAGUCAUCCUAUUUUUAAACACAGGAUAUCCUAUUGGCAGAAAGGGUCCUCUGCUCUAAUUUACAGCUUCCCCCUCACCUCCCAUUGAUCCGAGGAUUCAUUGACAAAGAGCAUUCAUUCAUUAUUGUCUGCCUGCAGAGUAUUCUAGAAAAGAUAUCCCGAGCUCGCAGACCCCCCAGUCACAAGACCUCUAAGCUACAGCCUAACUAAAACCGUAUGUGCAUUACAAAGGGAUGGAGGGAGUAGUUGGUGUGAGUUCUGUGCAUUCAUGCUUUUAGAGUAAAAAAACAAACUGUAGUUCUAAACGUGGAGCAGUCACCAUGAAGACUAGUACAAUGUUUCAUAUUGUUAAUUUGGUUUCCAUGUUGGAAGUUGAAAGUUUUAAGACACAAUCGUAUAUUUAUUUAAAUCUAUGGAUAUUUUUUAAGGGCGCAGCCUUGGGUGGUGAAAAUAAAUAUUUAUGCCUGAUGUUUUAAAGUAGUAGUAGUGUGUGUGUGUGUGUGUGUGUGUGUGUGUGUGUGUGUUUUUUAUUUAAAUUUUUUUUCCCCAUGCUCAUAUUUUUAUAAAAAUGUAUUAUUAAUGAUGAUAUAUUCUUUUAAUGUGUGGUUUUGCUGGCAUUCUCUUCUAAUCCACAAAACCUUUAAACAUGUAACUUUUUAAAACAUUACAUUCCUCCUCCAACUAGCAGGUCACUAUUGCAAAUCCGGUACCAACUACAAAACCACCAUGACUAUAUCUGGUGCAUGCAUUCUGUGUAUGCAGUGUUUCCGUUCAAACUCUACUUAAAAAUCAAUGACUUUGUAUCAGUGAAGCCCUCAAUUCUAGGUCACUUGCUCUGUUAAACAUGCAUUCCUCCCACUUUCCCCCAUACGACAUUACUUGCUGUGUUUAACCCCUUAAGGACCAAACUUCUGGAAUAAAAGGGAAUCAUGACAUGUCACACAUGUCAUGUGUCCUUAAGGGGUUAAAGGUUUGUGUGUGUGUGUGUGUGUGUGUGUGUUUGUUUUAACCACCUUGACCAAGUAAUUGGAAGGAAGGAGUUUGUAUGUGCAGCAUUUCAAUAUGAAACGCCACCUCUGGCAGCUUCCUUGGGGUGUCAUUAGUCUGCCAGACUGGCUAUUAUUUAUGUACAAAAAAAAUCAUUAAAAACCUACUUCUUCAUAAAAGCGUAUCAAUUAAGCUAUUAAUAGCUCCUGACUGAUUCCUCUCUUGCAACUGUCAUUAGUCUAAUACUACCCUUACCUUUUUGUGUCACUUUACCCCACUCUCUCUAGAAUGUAAGCUCAUUGAGCAGGGCCCUCAACCCCUCUGUUCCUGUGUGUCCAACUUGUCUGGUUACAACUACAUGUUUGUUCGUCCACCCACUGUAAAGCCCUGCGGAAUUUGUUGUCCCUAUAUAAAACCAUAAUGUACAAGUUUUGAUGCGUAAUAUGCCAUUUAUUGGCUGAGAACAAUCUGUUGAUGCUCUCCAUAAAGAAAUGAUGACUAGAUUGGCAUAUUCAGAAACGGAAAGUGCAUCGCAUCCUAGAAGUCUCCCAGGUAAGUGGGCAAGUUGUUACCAAAAGGCUUGUCUCAUUACUGGGGAAACAGGCCACGGCAUUCAUUGAAUCCUAAAAUGUACAGUGGGCUGUAAUGGCUAUGAUGCGUAGAGUCCUUUUUUUUUUUUUUUACUUUUCGGCAACUUUGGAGGUGAGCUGUCACCACGAGAUGUUAUCGCUCUGCUUAGCUCACAGGUCAUGAACACAUACAGCAAUUUUAUCAUAAUUUUUUUUUUUAAAUUCUUUAUUUUUGCUGUGCAUAACAACAUGUUCAAAUUUGCAAUACCAUGGCAAUAAAUUCAAUGGUUAAACAUGAUAUGACUAAGGUAUUGGCUGCACAAUAUGUUGAAAAAUAACAUCGGGUUGGUCCCAUAGACGUGUGUCAGUGGUACUCUACUACUCGCGCUGCCUUUGUGUCAGUUGAGCCGUUAUCUGUUUAACUAGGUGGCUGAUGUGAGUAGGGCCUGUCCUGUGCUGGUACCAGUCUAGGUUACAUCUAAGGAACACUGCUGUUUUUAUCUGAAUUGACUGUGUGGGUUAUCCUCGGGUCAGGUGGUUACAGCAGUCUGGCUUCUUUCUGUGUCUCUUGACCUAUCUGCGGGUCCCCUAACCUAUGGCGUCAUGUAAAUCUACAAGAAAUUCUAAUCAAAAUUGCGUUGCGGAAGAUAGAAUCUAAACUUGCCACACCUCUUCCUGUUUAAGACCAACACGCACUUUGACUGACAGACACAUGCCCUCACUUAUACAUACUGACACACAGAACCAUUUGCACACACACAAUUUCACUAACACUCAGGCACACACAUUCACAGAGCGUCGCACACACUUACAUACUCACAGACCCACAUAUCCAACUGACACACUUGCACACAUUUUCUCAUACACACAAAUUAUUAUAUAAAUGCCUUGUUAGGCUCACAGUAAACAUAGAGCUGAGUUUACAUAUUUCUUGUGGGUAAAACUCUUUAUUUUUCUUUUUGUGUGCAGCACCUUUUGAAAUGUUGUCUGACUACAUUGCUGUUAAUAAUCUAUAAUUGGCUUACACUCUUUUAGAUAUAUUUUGCCUGACUCGGCUACCCCACCCUUGACUCAGACAAUUCUGCGGUUUACCUGAGUAAAUGGUUUUACAUCCAAGUCAUUUGCCCUAUUUAUACAGUAAUUUAGUCAGUCCUUCAAGUUUAAACUUAAUUUACAAAAUUCAAAAGGCAACACAUUUUUGCCAAUCAAUAUGUUUCUAUUCAGGUCUAGUCCAGUUCUGGAAUAACAGAGAGCCAGCAAGUUCCCUCUGCAAAAGAGAUACAGCAAUUCCUGUGUAGAAUUGUAUUAUUGAUUUUUUUUUUUUUUUUUUUUUUAACAUGCAGAUCUUGUUUCCACAACUUGUACUGCAUGGUUACAAUAAAAUAACUUUUUUGUGCUGUGUCAUGCAGGGUCCUGAAUCUCAUGGGGACAUACAUGCCCUGGUUUACCUGAGAUUGGGGUUAGUUUCAAUUCUCGCUGUUUUCCGUUGUCCCCAAUAAUUCUGCUCCUUUUUAUAUUCUUGAUCUCCUGGUUGGAGGGGUGUUGGGCAGACAGUAAGUGUCACUGCACAGUAAGGGUGCUGAAGCUAUAACUAUAGCUUCUGGUGCUUGGAGUAUAGCUUUCACUAGACUGACUGUGAUAUGACCUACACUAACAUAAUUGUUCAAAUGAAACGGUGUAUUCAAAGAAAAUUAAUGCCAUCUGGGACUUCAAAAAAAGAUAAUAUGCUGUCAGUUUCUGUGACCAUUUGACUUAAUUUUCACAUGUUGUACUAUUCUAUAUCUUAUCUGUAUUGGUAUAUAAUCUGUGUAUUACUUGGGUUUUAUUGGUGUGGGAAUGUUUAAACACGUAAAUGAAAUGGUUUCUAGAAUACUGCUUUUACUGCUGUAUUCUAGGAAUCCUGUCUUUAUCUAGUGUUUAUCUUUCCCUCGAUUUGAUGUACUGCUAAUUGCUACUAGUAGAGUACAAGUUUCAGCAAUAUAAGAGUAACUGCCUUAUUAAUGUUAGAAAAGGGUAUGGAUAUGUAUCUUAGACCUGGGGGGGGGGGAGGGGAUGUUACAUACAUAUCCAUACCCUUUUCUAACAUUAAUAAGGCAGUUACUCUUACAUUCACUCAAAGUACCAACCAAAUAAUUAGACAUUCUAUAGGGAUGGAAAAGUGGACACAUUUUUAUUCUGACCACAACUUUCAAGUUAACCAUUCCAAAUAUACUGUCUAACAACUUACUCCAGGGCUGUCAUGCAGAUACAAAACCCACUGUUGUGCAGAGCUUCGUUUAUUGGUCUACUGGGCAGAGCACAAGUUCCCAAGUUCAAAGGGGCAAAACUGAGUGCAGGUCUAAUGAUGUGCUUGUGCUACAUCUUUUAAUGACCGUUCCGAGGUGUCCUCAAAAGGGACAGGAUCCUAAAAUCUGGACUGUCCUGCCGAAAUCAGGUAUGUUUUGUUUACGAUUGACUCAGAGACCAGAGAAUGAAUGUUAGGUGACAGAAGCAUGUAACAUCUUGCACCAUCGCUGAAUGAUUAUUUUGAGUGCAGAAGCAGUGUAUGAUAAAAAUUUAGAAAUCCACAGUUCUUUUUCCUGCAUCUGGGCGCCUCCAUCCUAUCUCACCGUCAAUCAUUAUUCUAAGCUCUGUCCUUUGCACCUGCCAGUCAGUAUAGAGAAAACAUACAGCGAAGAGUAGAAAUUAAACAAUGUUCCUAUUUAUCUUAAUUUAUAUUGUUUGCCUUGUUUGAGAUAGAUUGGCAUUAUCUUAAUAUAAAUUUAUAUUAAGUUAUAGGUAAUUUUCCAAGUUUAUUUUUUUAUUUUUUCUUCAUGUGACAGUUCCUCUUUAAGUUAAGUCUACAUUUCUGUUGUGACCUAAAUAUUAACUUCUCUUUUUACCACAGUUUCGUUUGUUGUGCUUCCCACUAAGUUUUCAUAUAUUCUGUUUUCUGCUUUGAACUGCUUUACAACCCAGACAACAAACACACAGCCUUGACUAACUAUAUACAGUAUGAGAAGAUCAGAAUAUUUAAAGGGUUGGAACCUUUCCAGUGAAAAAUGCCCUUUUGGGCACUGUGGAAAAGGUCUCAAUAAGCUGUGAAACCUGCAAAAAAGUAACUGAGGCCACAGGCUUCUUAUAAAGAAGCCUAUGAUUGGACCAUUUAGCUGGCUCAGAGUGCAUGCACGCGCUUCAGGCUGAGGGAGGGUUUUUUUUUUUUGUUUGUUUGUUUUUAAAUAAAAACAAAUGAGCAAUGAAGGGAGCACCUACAGUGAAUUGACAUUAGGCAGGCUGGAACAGAGUUCAGGGCUGCCAAUGUCACAUGUGCUGGUGGUGCAACUAGCCCCCAGCACACAAUUGGCAAUAACUCAGCUGAAACACUGACGUGGUCAUGGUGUUUAUAGUAGCCCUUUUAACAUAUUAAAAUAACAACGUAUUGAUGUACAAUUCUUUGCCUUUUCUAUUCACGCACAUACCCUGGGGGUUCCACUUACUAAGAUUUAAAUAAAACAUGUUUAAAUGUCUCUGAAUUAUUUUUUAAGCUGGCCUUUUUAUUUGUGGGUUCAUUUUUCUAUUUGUAUUCUAGACCUCCUCAUUCUGAUAGCUCCCCAUAAUAUGAAUAAUAAUAAUAAUAAUAAUAAAAACAAUAAUUUUAAUUCAAUAAAGGAUAGUUUUUGUCUUUUGCUUAUCAGGUUGCAUAUUAGUACAUAGUGCUAUAUAGUUAAAUAGAUUUAUAUUUGUAAUCACUUGCAUUAUGGUUGUACAGUUUCAUUGAAACUCUCUCUAGAUGGAAAGUAUCACCAAUACAGUUUUGUUUUGUUAUUUCUUUUGCCUGACAAUCUGAUGAAAUAACUAAAAAUAGAAGCAGUGACCCUGAAAUGCCUUUUUAUUUUUUUAAUAAUGAUAACCUGCUGCAGAGAGAUCUGUCUGGUACAUGACCGCUUGCUUCCUCCUGUCAUGUGAGCUGAUGUCACCCAGCUCGAUACAUUCAGGAUAACAACGUAGAAAACUUAUCAGUAGUCAACACUCUGCAUUGUUUUACUCAUGUCACAAACUGCUAUUUUUUUCCCUUUGUAAUCUAAAAAAAUGCUGACUUAUUUUUUUUUUUUUUUUUUAAAUAAAAGUUCCAUAAUUACUUUUUACAAGUAAGAAGCUAGUCACAUGAUUGCAAAGAUAACAAUAUGGUUAAAUUCUUUAUUUCAAUUAAUCAUAUUGGCUACUGUAUCUGUGUAGGGACCAAAGAAAAUCAUAUUCUGGUUCUGAUGGAUAUUCUUAAAACUGAUGUUUAUGGGUAUUUUGAAAAGUUGUGCUACACCCCCCCCCCCCUAUCAGGGUUAUGCACACAUGGAACUUGCUGUAACCUUUAUUGAAUAAUUACACUCAGAAUGGCUGAGAGCAUCAGCCUGACCUCAUUCACCCUCUCAAAGCACCCAUUGCUGGUAUGGCUAAGGAAGAGUGAAAUCUGUCUUAGCCAUAAUACCCAUGGCAGGGCAUUGCUGUGGGCCAGGGAGCCUCAUUCAUUGUUUGAAAAUGGUUUAGCACUGAAUGGAGCAACAGUGCCGGGUCCCAGGGGACUAUAACCAAUUUAAUGAGAUGAGUUGGUUAUAGUGCCUGUGUUCCUUUAACUAGGAAAGUGUGUGUAACUGAUGUGCCCUAUGAUCUCAUAAACUGAGUGAUUCUGUGCUUGCUGUUUUUGAAGAGAGGAAUGUUGCAAACUGCACUUUGUUUCCUUUUAGAUUUGGUCUGUCAUGCAAAUUUACAGCACUUCUCUAAAAUUUCCAAAAGUGUUCUUGUAUCGUAUUGCGAAAAUAAAACUGGUCCAGAUUUGGCAAUCAGAACUGCUGAAGUUUGGAGUCAAAUAAAAUAACUGUUUUAAGGGACUGAAUAUAAUGUAAGUAGUUGUUCAAUUUUGCUGGAAGGUGUUAGGUGAGUAUUACCACUUCUUUUGUUUCUGUGGACCCCCAUGGUUUUGCUGGGACAUUCAAGGAAGUUUGCAUUUUUGUUAUCUUAUCAUCGCAAAAAAAAGAAAAGAAAGUCCACUCUAGCCUGGAGUAUCCUUUUCUGUGCUGGAUUUAUCAGGGCUUUUUGUGGCUCAAACCUUGCUGUAUUUGGAGCUGGUUUGUAGAGAACCAUUUAAAACGUACUGAUCUAUACAACUCUGUUUGUCAUCAAAUGUCUCCCAUUGUCCUCUAAAUGUCAUUCUCUACUCUAUGUGGGUGAUUUGAAAAUAAUGAUUUAUUAUAUAGUAGACUGACAGUGUGAAUCUUGAAAGACGUGUUUUCGAAGCUGUUUGUGGCCACGCUGUUUAGAAUAUUUUGUAAUGCUCAAAAUUGUUUGUAAUUUUUAUAUGAGCCAAGUUAAUCUUAUUAAAUGGGCAUGCAUUACUUGGAGACAACUCUCAUUCAAAAGCUUUAGCACUGAAAUAGACAGUUACCUUAAUCUGCAGGGAGAUAUGAUCUAUAUUUCAUAUUUAACUGCAUCUACAUUCCACACCCACUCGGGGAGGAGGGAAGAGACACUCAAAUUUAGUUCCCUAUCCCUAGGAAUGCGGGAAAAGUGCAUUAGGCAUGCUUGACGGAUUUAGUCAUGUGCAGUUGGAAGAGCUCUUCACCUUGCAACAUCUGAACGGGGUGGGAAAGCGAAUGAGUCUGAUCAUGCAGAGCUGAUAUGUUGUUGAGUUUCGGCAUGAUAAUGCCCUGUUUCUGUCAUUCGUGGUCUGAAACUGAGAUAGAUAAAUACUCCUAGCCUAGCUGAGCGGUGUGCUCAAUAAUGUAAUCCAACCAAGUUUAUAAAAGAUUUUUGUUACAUACUUUUCAAAGUUUUGCUGGAUUUAUUUUAGUUUGUGUAUUUGUUUUAAAGAGUUUUCUGUACCUUUUUUAAGCUGGGUUAAUCCCCAAAACCCAUUAUCUUUAGAAGUCUGAAUAAUUUUGGUGUUUAUGCAUGGAAGAUUAAGACCUGUCCUUCUUCUUUUUCUUUCCUUUUUUUUUUUUAACUCUAUAUCUCUUGCAAUGUAAACCAUUUAUGGGUCUACUAACCCUUUAUAUAAAGAAAAAGUAUCAUUACUUUUUUGUAUUGCUUUGUGGUUUGUUUGUUUUUUUUGUUUGUUUUUUUAAUUUAAUGUAUUUAGACUUGACAUGGCUUUUUCUUUACAGGUGAUCAACCAUAUUAUUCAUUAUACCCCAAACAAAAGCCAUGGCUGUCUCAAAUCCUAUAAACAUGAUGCCAAGGACCCAACCUGUUCUUUUUCCAGAAGGCAAGUCUGUUUUUAUUUAAUAUAAAUUCAAAAAAUGGCAUUAUGUGUAUUUUAAAUGCUUUUAUGUUCCUUCCGUAGUCGUUUUCUUGACCUCUAAAAUCUUUUAUUUAUUCUCUUACUUGCAGAUGAGUUACCAAGGCCAGCUGUAAUUGGUUUAGAUGGUUGUCGUGGGUUACAUGCAAGCAGUGCCACAGCUAUCAAAGAAAUUCUUGCUUCUGUCUUAAACCUUCCGAGUAACAUGAAAUCCAAAUUAUCCACCAAUAUGGAAUUUCAAGACAGUGAUCUAGAUAAUUUGGAUAGCAGCAGUAAUGGUGAUUCUGAUACGGACAGUUCUAGCUGUGUUCGAAUAAUCUCUGGGCCUUUAGAUGACAUUCGGUUUAACAGGCCCACAGCAUGCUGGGAUAAUUCACAAAUGGACUCUCCGACGUCUUCCACCUUGGAAUUACUUCCUCUUUCACCUCGAGUUCCCAUUCUAAGUCUUCAAAAUGAUGUAACCGAACAAGAGAUUUCUACUUUACCUAAAUGUGGGGCUUGCACAACUUUCCAGUUGGCCGAAGAAAGCUUUCCAUCACAAAUGAAUGUUCCACUUCAGAUGGGUAUACAAUGGGAGAAUCGGAGGUUUUCCUCACCUAAUCUUUCAAGUCCUAUUCCUAAUCUUGAUCAAAGCACUCUGAAUUUGACUUUUGAUUUAUACUCUAUGCCAAUAAAUAACAAAACGGAAGAACUAGAGAAAUGUGAUGUCGAAGAUCACAAACUAUCCCAUCGGAGAUCACAAUCCUAUUCCAGUAUUCUCACAGGUAUUUAAGAGUAUCACAGUUUUGGGGUUUACACCUUCAUUUGUUUUGGGGGUUUUUUCUCGCCUCCCCCACCCCCAUUGAGUCACAGAUCAAUCUUCUAAACUGUACAAAUGCAUUCUACCCUUUUCCCUUCUUUUCUUUUCUUCUUGAUAAUCUUGUGUGAUAUAAUAUUUUUUUGUUGGUGUGUGUGUGUGUAUAAAUCUUUCUCUUUUAAGUGUUUAUAACCUUAGAUGUAUUGAUGAUAUAUUCAUAUAUGCUACAUUUUAUUCUUUCCUUCAUGUAUACUCUUGCAUGUUAACUACUGGUGUAUAUACUUUUUUUUUUUUUUUUCUAAACAGCUUCAAAUCAGAUCUUGGCUUCAAGAGCGGAGACGUUACAUCCCUUAACAGAAAAUGUAUUUGAACCAACUGUGAAUUUGGAGAAUGUAAGGAACCAUUAGCAAACCAUUAUUGACUAGUAUUAAAAAUGGUAUGAUUUUCUCAUGAAAGAGAUUAAAGUCAAGUGUACCAUACCCCCAACAAAGACUGCAAAUAACUUUUCAUGUGUCCAGCGUUCUUCUUUUUUUUUUUUUUUUUCAAUAUUUAAACAGAUUUUUGUGUUCCCUCUCUGCUUUUCUUGUGCCCUUUUAUAAUUUAUCAUAACUGGUACUUGGUAAGAUUAAAGCCCAUACAAUUGUCCCAUGUGAUUUUUGAUAAAGAAAUCAUUUAUCUUGGCGGUUAUCAACCACUUUCUUUUUCUUGGAAGGCAUAUGUGUUUUUGAAACGUGGUGUGCAGGGAAAAGUCUUACACUCUCUUCCAAAGUAGAUCAGGGCUUUGUAUAUAGCCUUGCUGGAUACUAUAACACACAAAAUAACAUUUUCAAUGUAAUGAAAUGUGCUUCUUCUGUUGUGUACCAAUUUAUCCAGUGUCCCAGGUAGGGUUGUCACUGGUUGACUUCAGUGAAUAUUUUACACUAGCCAUUCUACAAGACAUUCAGAUAUUCCACAUACUGUAGUGGCACUUGCAGAAACAGAUGCUACUUGUGAUUUAUAAAGAAUCACUUAGAACAUUGUCUAUCAAAUGAAACCUCCUACAUUUCUUUUGUUUCUCUCCUCUAAGGAAAAUGAACACUUCUUGGUGGCAGAUAUGUUUAUAGCUGCAGUUGAAAAGAUUAAAAGCAAUUUGGCAUACGAGCAGUGGAAAGUAGCUAGCAGCCAAGCUCCAUACUGGAUUACAAAAAAACCCAAAGACAUUUGCUUUCACAGGAAAAAAUGUAACUCCGAAUCUACAAUCUCCAUUGACAGUGGCUAUGGAGGUAAAUUCAUUUUUAUUUAUUUUUUUCUAAUGUAUUUUCAAUACAAAGAGUGUGCUCUAAAAUCCUGUUUGAAGAGUAAUUGCUAUUUAAUUAGCUGGGAAAUAUAGAGAAUUAAUUGGGUCAAAGCAACAGAGCUUGUGUGUGUUUUUGUUUGUUUGUUUGUUUUCAAUUUUCUAGGAAAUAGAGCAACCAUAAGCUGAUCAUAUUUGUUUUCGAUUGACAAUUGCUAUACAUGCUGACAUGUUUAGAUGACUUUUAAUAUGUAUUGUAAAUGGCUUCAGUAGAUAAUGUACAUGAAAAUAAACUAUUUUAAAUGCUUCUGUAGUUUUAGUAGCUGCUUUAUUUUGCAAAUAUUUUUUUUAUAUAUAAUUUCUUUUAAAAAUUUUCUGCAGCACAACAGAGUUCUCUUCCUGCAACUCCCAUUUUAGAAGAAAAAACAGAGAUCUCAAAGAGUGAUGAACCCUGUGAAGAUUAUGAUGAUGAAUUUGUAAUUAUUGGUAACUUAUUUUAUUUAUCAUUUUAAAAUAUUUAACCCAUCGUGUGUGUUUGUGUGUGUUUACAACUUCACAAUCUAUAUUCACAUAUUUCCUAUAGCUUUGCCUCCAACUUAAAUAUAUAGUUUAUUACCUGGUGCUCAGCAACUAUGGGAUUCCAAAAUGUCUUCUUUAUUCAGUUGUCAAGUGACACUUCGAUUUUUAAACUAAAUAAAGAAGAAUUGUUGGAAUUCCUGGAGUACUGGUAUCUUGCAAUAUGACUUGUAUAAUUUUGUAUUAUAUUAUCCUCCGUACACACAGUUUGUGAUAUAACUGUAGUUUUAUUCAGCCUUCAAACUGGAUCUGGCAACAUUUUGACAGUGUCUUUAUCAAGCCUUGAUCCGCCGAAGAAGGUCCUUCCAUACGACAGAGACUCCAAAAGUUUGGCGUUCGUGUGCCACACAGAUAUAAUAUGUGUGUAUAUUAAAAAAAAAAAACAACCUAAAAAUAAAUUCUAAUGGGAGAAAAAAAAAUCUUUGUGUAGACUACCUUCUGCAUUUAGUAGAAUUAAUAGCGUGAACAAUGUAUGAGUGUAGUGGCGUUUAAUGAAUGGAAUGUAUAUGAAUUGCACAAUUAGUGAAGGAAGAUUGGAAAAUAUAUAAAUAUAAAUAUUAUUCAUAUAUAUCUAGUAGUUUGUGAGAUAUUAAUGAUUUUUUUUUUUAUCUGCCACUUGCAAAAUAUUUUAGUCAGAACCAUUUUUGAAGAAAAAAUCUUUAGCAGAAGGGAGCUUUUUUUAAUUUUAUUUAUUUUUUUCAGCAAUAUUAAUUUUAUCGUCCUGCUAGCAGAGGUAUUAAAUGUUUCACAAAACAAAAAAAAGAAGCACUGCCAUAAUAGGACAUCAACUCUGCCAGCAAUUGCCUGAUGGGUUCCUGUUGGUUUUUAAAAUACUGUAAUACAAAUUAUUUCCCCAGCCUGAAUUUUACAGCAAUUUAAUUAAAACAAUUGUUGGCUUAGAAGUUGUGAUGGUUGUGCCAGUUAUUCUGGAAACUUACGCUUAGUCUCUAGCCAUAACACUUUAAUGUACAAUAGGGUUACAGCUAAAUAUAAAAAAAACCUCAAAAAACAAUACAAUAGUAUAUUGCUUUAGUGCCAUGCUAAUUAAGGCAAUAUUACACUACAGGGAGUGCAGAAUUAUUAGGCAAAUUAGUAUUUUGACCACAUCAUCCUCUUUAUGCAUGUUGUCUUACUCCAAGCUGUAUAGGCUCGAAAGCCUACUACCAAUUAAGCAUAUUAGGUGAUGUGCAUCUCUGUAAUGAGAAGGGGUGUGGUCUAAUGACAUCAACACCCUAUAUCAGGUGUGCAUAAUUAUUAGGCAACUUCCUUUCCUUUGGCAAAAUGGGUCAAAAGAAGGACUUGACAGGCUCAGAAAAGUCAAAAAUAGUGAGAUAUCUUGCAGAGGGAUGCAGCACUCUUAAAAUUGCAAAGCUUCUGAAGCGUGAUCAUCGAACAAUCAAGCGUUUCAUUCAAAAUAGUCAACAGGGUCGCAAGAAGCGUGUGGAAAAACCAAGGCGCAAAAUAACUGCCCAUGAACUGAGAAAAGUCAAGCGUGCAGCUGCCACGAUGCCACUUGCCACCAGUUUGGCCAUAUUUCAGAGCUGCAACAUCACUGGAGUGCCCAAAAGCACAAGGUGUGCAAUACUCAGAGACAUGGCCAAGGUAAGAAAGGCUGAAAGACGACCACCACUGAACAAGACACACAAGCUGAAACGUCAAGACUGGGCCAAGAAAUAUCUCAAGACUGAUUUUUCUAAGGUUUUAUGGACUGAUGAAAUGAGAGUGAGUCUUGAUGGGCCAGAUGGAUGGGCCCGUGGCUGGAUUGGUAAAGGGCAGAGAGCUCCAGUCCGACUCAGACGCCAGCAAGGUGGAGGUGGAGUACUGGUUUGGGCUGGUAUCAUCAAAGAUGAGCUUGUGGGGCCUUUUCGGGUUGAGGAUGGAGUCAAGCUCAACUCCCAGUCCUACUGCCAGUUCCUGGAAGACACCUUCUUCAAGCAGUGGUACAGGAAGAAGUCUGCAUCCUUCAAGAAAAACAUGAUUUUCAUGCAGGACAAAUCACACGCGUCCAAGUACUCCACAGCGUGGCUGGCAAGAAAGGGUAUAAAAGAAGAAAAUCUAAUGACAUGGCCUCCUUGUUCACCUGAUCUGAACCCCAUUGAGAACCUGUGGUCCAUCAUCAAAUGUGAGAUUUACAAGGAGGGAAAACAGUACACCUCUCUGAACAGUGUCUGGGAGGCUGUGGUUGCUGCUGCACGCAAUGUUGAUGGUGAACAGAUCAAAACACUGACAGAAUCCAUGGAUGGCAGGCUUUUGAGUGUCCUUGCAAAGAAAGGUGGCUAUAUUGGUCACUGAUUUGUUUUUGUUUUGUUUUUGAAUGUCAGAAAUGUAUAUUUGUGAAUGUUGAGAUGUUAUAUUGGUUUCACUGGUAAUAAUAAAUAAUUGAAAUGGGUAUAUAUUUGUUUUUUGUUAAGUUGCCUAAUAAUUAUGCACAGUAAUAGUCACCUGCACACACAGAUAUCCCCCUAACAUAGCUAUAACUAAAAACAAACUAAAAACUACUUCCAAAAAUAUUCAGCUUUGAUAUUAAUGAGUUUUUUGGGUUCAUUGAGAACAUGGUUGUUGUUCAAUAAUAAAAUUAAUCCUCAAAAAUACAACUUGCCUAAUAAUUCUGCACUCCCUGUAUUAUUUGUGGGGUUUUUUUUGUAUUGAGCUGUAAUCCAAGUUUUGUAUAUUGACUGUUUGUUUGUUUGGUUUGUUUUUUUUAAAAGCAACUUAUUGUAAUGCAAAUUGCUGUCAGGUGUGAUUGCUGCGUUUAGCUAUAAAUUAAUGACUUUUUUAUAUUUUCCAGAGUUGGAGGACUAUGAGAAACUCUGCACACCUGCUUCCAAACUCCAUGAUAACACACCAGAGAAGUACGCCAUGCUAUUUAUUUAUUUAGUUAUUUAUUUUUCUGUUAGCAAUUGAUUCCAAACUUAAAACUUCCCUUUUAAUUCCAGCCCUGAACCCGGUUUUAACUCUGCUCAACAAACUGCCAAGAAGCUGUACAGAGUAUUGAGACGGCAAUGGCAACAAAUAGAAGAGGACACUCCAGAUGCUGCCUCACCUAAUCACUGUAUUAAGAGAGUAUGUUCUAGCAGAUACAUUUUACUUCUGUUGUGUAGUUUUGCACCCAAAGCCUUCCCUCCACCCCUCUUCUUUCUGGCCAGAGCUUUGAUUAUAAGGCCCUCAUACCUAUUUUCAUCGGAGUCUCUGGCAAUGGCUGGCUCACCUCCGGACAUGGCUUCACUGAAACAGCUCUAUAUGUUUUGAACAGUUUGUUCGUGUGAAAGGAAAGCUUGAUGUCCAGUGAUUUUGGUGGUACCAGGUGGUAUGCUCAGUUAUCAGUCAAGGUAUGUAAGCAGUGAAGACGAGGAUAGAUGAGUUACUAAAGGAAUUCUAUGGCUUCAGGAAUAGAAAAAAAGUUUUAGGCUCCUGGUCCCUCUUUUGUCCCCUCCCCCAACCACCCUUCUCUCUAAAAAGCAUGAAAACUCCACUUUACUCCAGUGCUGCGCAGGUUCACAAGUGCUGGCUCCACCCCUGCCAUUAUGGCUCAGAUCAUCAGAAUUGACAGUCUCAGCCAAUCCAAUGGUUUCCCGUAGGAAAGCGUUGGGUUGGCUGAGAUCGUCAAAUCGGAUGAUCUCAGCCAAGAAGACGGAGCGGAGCGAAGCUCUGAUACUGUACAUAUGGUGUCCUGCCAAAGUUGCUACACUCCAAAUUCUGCUAGAUAGAAGUCUUAAAGUGUGCCGGCUACUGGAUAGUGGUUUUCUAUUUUGGAAAUGCAAUGGUCACUUUAGCUCCUGAAGCACUUCUGAGAUAAUCCGGAUGGAUCUUGAACGUUAAACUGUCAGCAUUCUGAUGUUAGAGCAGAGUAGCAUAUCAAUGCAAAGGAAAAUACAGUAUUUCUAUAUACUCCCAGAGGUGUCGUAGUUUUUAUUGUAUUUUUUAUUUUUUUUGGCUUAAUGGAAAAACUAUUUAUUUAAUCCAUUUAUGGCACUUAUGGUUGUGUGUGGGUUUGUUUUCUAUUCAGCCGCUAAUGAGUAAAGACACCAUUCCUGAGGAAUUUGAGUCAAGUUUGAAUUUGGAAGAGGAAAUUAAAAAAUUCAAGUUGAGAGAAGUGAACGAGUGGAGUCCCCCUCGCUUUCAAAUUCUAAACACUAUUCAUCCCUAUAUCAAGUGAGUACUUUGUUUUUGUGUUAUGGAUUUGUUUUGUUAUGAAUGAUGCCAGCGUUCCAGAUAUGAACCGUACUGAAACCUCCGUUUACUGCUUUUAUUUUAAGCCAAAUUCUGGAAGGCUGAGGAUAUAGGCCUAUUUAUUAACGGAGAAGCGAUGCCCCCAUUCUUGGCCAUCUGUAGGAAAAAAAACACAUUGCAAUAUUAAUAAAAUAAUAAAAGACAGUCUAAAAAAAUCUUUGGAAAGGUUUACCCUUUUUUUUUUUUAAAAAGGCCAUUCCACCUCUCCGGCACUUACUUAAACACUCCUUAUUAUGCCAUAAACUCCUUUUAACUCCAGGCACUGGACUCAUAAGCCCUGCACUUAAAUUUGCACUACUCCUGGGCAGCAGCAAUGACUAUUGUACACAACAGCCCCAAUACAUACAAUAAACAAAACUUGCAAAUCCCUAGAAAGGAACUUCUUGUACACCACGAUCACUGACUAAAUAUCGAAUAGAAAACAAAACAAAAAGAUCCACCACUAAAUAAAUUGCAAACCUGAAUAAGGUAAAUGUGGAGGAGAUUUAGCUCCUUUAAAAUCUAACUUUUUUUUAAAUUUAUUUAUUUAUAUAUAUAUAUUUUUUUUUUUUAUUGCAUUCGAGGGAAAAAAAAAAAAUAUUAAUAAGGAUUACAUUUCCAUGAAACUUUAUACUCCAAUGCCAUGACAUUUCUUAGUAGAAAUUAUUAGAAUGUCUUUCAAUUAAUUUAUUUAAAUAUAUAUUUUAUUUGUAUUCGGCUCAUCUGCGAGUCUGACACGAAAUGUGUGGUUUUUUUUUUUGUUUUGCACUUUCAAGAAUACUCUGCACUUUGCCCUUAACAGUUCUUGACCCGUAUACCCUUUAAAGUGCUGAUAGCGGAAACCGGAUUUUUUUUUUUUUUUUUUUUUUGACAAAAUUACUUCCUUUUAUCCAGACUAGCUGACCAAACAAAACUUGCACACUUGGCAGCAACUUGUUUUAGUUCUAAAACUAAUGGUUAAUGAAUGAUAAACCUGAAUGAAUAAAUACAUGAUGAAAAGUUCUAGACUAGCUUCUUCACUGAAGACCUUUCAAAAGUCUUAAUGUCUGUUACCAAGCAUGGCAUUAUGAUGCACAACAGUGUUAACACUUCUCAUAGAGAAGCAUCUGAUUGGCAGAGAACAGUGACUGCUACGAAUGUGCUCUAGGUCCCCAAUGCUUGUCUUUGAGGUGCAUCGGAUUGUCUGAGAUCCAUCAGUCUUGUGUAUCUCAGAGUUAGUUCAGCUCUUGCAAGGAGUCUGUCACAGUAUUGGAUUGCAGGGCAGUUUAAUUUCCUUCCCCACACCUACUUUAUUUUUAUAUGGGACGGGGUCCUGCAUUUAAAAGAUUUUACACCUUUUAUUUACCUUUAAAGGAAGUCAUUUUCAAUAUGUGAAACAUUUUGUUAUGUAUACUUUAAGGCAUGACAAAACUAGUUAGGCAUCAAGGACAAAGUUUUAAGCUCGUAACUGAAAUUCCCCAUGUUGUGUUUUUGCUUUUUCUUUUACUGGCCUGUAAAAUGCCUUUAUUCUUUAGGGAGAGGGGAGGAGGUGGUGUGACAUGUGUGGUUGUGGUGGUGUUUUUUUUUUUUUUUUUCCAGUUAAUGAUUUUCUGCUCCAUUAAUUAUCAAUAAAUUGUGUCCUGAAAACAUUGGAAGCCUACAUGAUCCAUUCUACGAUUUUUGUUGUCUAGCUCAACUUCCUUUUCUUGUUUUGGGAGUAGAUUCAGAAAAAAAUGUGCCACUGAAUGCUGUGACCUCUGACAUGAAACGGCCUUUCUGUGAACUAAACCUGUGAAAUAUUUUCUUACAGGAGGGAUUUUGUUGUGGCAUCACAGAAUUAUUUGUGUGCUGGCUGUGGAACAAAAGUUGAGCCAAGUAAGUGACUUUUAAUGUAAUUAAUAUUUGAAAAGAAUGGAUAAUCCUUACAUCCAUAACAGGAAUGUGUGUAAAUUUUUUUUGUGUACAUGAAGCUCUUUUCUAAUGAUUUGCUACUAGCUAGAUGCUACCCACUAAAAAUAACCAAACCCUCUGUAACAUUAAUAAACUAUAUAGUUUGUAACGUAUAUGUAAUAUUAAUACAAUUUUAGUUUCCGAAGAAUUACUUGUCAUUUGAGACCCUUCUUUCUCAUUCGGAAUUAAAGUUUACAAAAAAGCUGUUUUUAUAAAACCAUUGUCCCUUACUACCUAUAGUAUUGAAAAGACAGUUAGGCCAGCAAAUACUCCUCCAGUAAACUCAAAACUAUUUCACUUGCUCAUCGAGAUGCUAGAAUGCAUUGUAUAUCUAUGGGCAAGCAUCUCUAUUACACCUUUAUUCACCUGGUUUAAACCCUUCUGGCAGGUUUGAUUCUUCUGGUCUUUCCUUUACUCCUUACCUUUUUUACAUAUUUCCAUUCUCACGGAGAUCGGAAGUUAUUCAGCAAAGCAUUUUGGGUGAAGACACAAUGAGUCACCUCUACAUUUUCUACUUAUUCUAAAGUCUUUCCCCUUUCUGACACUAUGAAACUGAACUUCUAGCAAACCAUGUCCCUUCAGUCACCUAUUGCAUUUCUGAAUACUCAAAGCUUGUUUUGCGUUUCAGGUUACACAAACAGAUUGCGGUAUUGUGAUUAUCUAGGAAAGUAUUUUUGUGACUGCUGUCACUGCUAUGCUGAGAGUUCCAUUCCUGCUCGGAUUAUCUUGAAAUGGAACUUUAGUAAAUAUUAUGUCAGCAACUUUUCUAAAAAUCUGCUGGAAAAUAUAUGGGAAAACCACAAAUUCAACGUACAAUGUGAAAACCCAGACUUGUACAGGAAAGUGAGAGAGCUGAACCGUGUCAAGGCAAGUUGUUUUGUUUUUCUGGUACUUUGCACAUCGUUUCUGUUGAUUUUUAAAUGCUGUUUUAUUGCACAUGACGGGAUAAUCUGUAUUGUUUGUGGGUGAGGUCAAUUCUUUCAACCGGCUGGCUUGGAUGAAUAUGUGAAAUAUCCUGUGACAGCCAAAUUGCACCGAUACUUCUCACAAAACAUGUACAGGACGCUAUGUCGGUCUCUCUUUGGAAUAGAGGUGUAAACAAAAUCUUGAUUUUUAUUAAUUUACUUAGUUUGUCUACAUAUCUAGCAUAAGCUGCAGAUCUAAUGUCCAAUUGAUAAACUGCAUUUCAUGUCACAUACCACAGUGUAUUUAAUGUGCACAAAUUAUGAUAAACAUGCAUUUUCCCUUUGGCCGGGGAGGGUGGUUAAAUAUUACAUACUGCAUUGUGAUGUCCAUGGCAGACACAGCGUGUCAUGAUGGCCUUGUUCAGUGUAGCACAUAUAGACUCAAGACUGGUAAUACUGGAUGUUCUGGAUUCAAGCUGAAACUUUUUGUAUACUUUGUGCGAUUGCAUGGUAUAUAUGUACAUGCCAUGAAACUGGACAAAAUGAAUGAAUGUGAAAUCUACAUGGUUUGAUGUAUGCCCAUGAUUCUGACCCAAUUUUUACUACAUCUGGUCUAUAAAUUACAAAUUCCUAUUUAUUUUCUUUAAUAUUUUUAAUUUAUUUUACAUAUUUGCACCAAAUAUGUUUGAAUUCCUUACACAAAUUGAAAUUGGCACACUGGGGGCUAACCUCCUAAAUCUACCAUUUUUGAAAUGGCAAUUUUGUAUUUUUAGCAAAAGGCAGCCUUAGAGGUGUUAACCCAAUUUCUAAGAUGGACCUCCUUGAAUAAUCCUAAAUGAAUGAGCAGAUGAUAUUUACAUAGCAACUGCUACACAUAAAAUGUAUUUAAAGGGACACUAUAGGCACCCAGACCACUUAAGCAAAUUGAAGUGGUCUGGGCACUGUCCCUUUUGCACCAUAGAAACCAGAAUGUUUACAUUGCAGCACGAAGUCUGCAUCCAGUGGCUGUCUCCCACUAGAGGGCUUCCUGGAUUGAAACGGACCUUUGGUCUGGUAUCUGAUGCUCUGCAUGAGGACAUCCAGCGUCAGAUUUUUCCCCAUUGGAAAGCACUGAUUUAAUGCUUUCCUAUGGGGAGGUCUAAUGCGCGUGCGGCAUUAGAGCCUGCUCGUCAAGGGGGCAGUCAAGGGAACAUCUGCACUGGGAUAUGGUAAGUUAAUAAAGGGCUUUUAACCCUUUAUUUACCAAGGAGGGGAGGCAUGAAGGAGGGGGGAGGGAGCAUUAGUGCCAGGAAUACAGCUUUGUAUUCCUGGCACUAUAGUAUCCCUUUUAAUGAGGAAGCAUUUUUGCCAACUCUACUGCAUAUUCAUAAUAAUUUGAGAUAGAUAUAAAAUAUAUCUAAAAUAUCUCUCUCGAACAAAAUAAAUUUUAAAAAAUCCUAAAACAAAAUUACAAUAAUAACUUAUAUUUAGUUUUCUGUUCUUUGACUUUUUAUUACAUUCCUGCUGCUUAACAUGCACUCCUUCUGUCCUGUAACAUUUCCAUUCUUCUUAAUUUUCAGGAUGUCAAAGAACAGUUGAUUCAGUUAAAAAGAUUUCUGCGCACAUGUAGAUUUGCGGACAGGUACAGAUUUUAUUUUUAAUUUCAUUUCAAUUAGAACCAUGUUACAUCUGACUUCUUUUAAUGCCGCUUUAUGAUAUAUGGUGACUUUUUUUUUUUUUCUCUGACAGAAUUGGUGUAUUAAAGAUGUUUGAGGAAGUGCCAAUACACCUGACUGAAGAACUGCAUCAAUUUACUUUAAGUGACCUAAUAAAAGUAAAGCAGGGUUUGCUUUUGCCUGCCUUACGCCAGAUCCUCGCCAGUGGCAUAGCUCAUGUGGAGAUCUGUGAGGUAUGGCCCAGGCUCAACCAUAUUUUGUAAAAUUAUUCUUUUCAUGUUUAUUUCAAUUCCCUCCCUCUCCCCCCCCACCCCCCCUCUUCUAAAUGUUUGGAAAUCCUUAAAUCUUUGGUAAGCUUAUCUGCCAGAUAAUGAAUCCAUCCCCCCAUGCACCCCAAUAGCAGUCUUGCUAUGCCUCUUUGGCCUUACUGUAUGUCCCUUAAAUAUAUUCUUUCUGUCUUUAAAGUUUACUGUUAUAUUUAUAAAGCUAUUUUGACCUAAUUGUACACACAUUGGGAGUUAAUUUCCUUCUGGGUUUAUUGCACAUUCCCAGUAUUUGUUACUUGCUUGUGUUUACUUAUUGUACAACAGAUUUUAAAAUGGCAUAUUUGGGAAUAUUCACUAAACAGCAAAUUGGUUUUGAAAUGAGAAAUAACUAGCAAAGAUGUGACUACACUAGCUUAGGUGGGACAUAUUUCCAUAUCUUUUUUUAUUUUGCUUAAUUUUGGGGGGAAAAAUGCUUUUCUAUUUUCACUACAGUUAAAUGUUAAAAACUCACCUUAUCGUAUUGCACUUGUAUUUUUAAAUGCAUGUUUUUUUUGUUGUUUUUUCUUCUUUCAGCUGUGCCAAGCCAAUGGUUUUAUAUGUGAAUUUUGUCAGGGUGAUGACAUCCUCUUCCCCUUCCAGUCUGAAAAAUGUGCAAGAUGUGACGGUAUGGGACAUGUGAUUGUAUCACUUUUACACUAACCACUGCAAACACUGCAAAGAAAGCAAUUUAUCUUCAAACUAUUGGAUUGUUCGUGUUCAUAUUUGCUUCUGUAUUGAUGACUCUGUAUAAAGGAACACGGAAUAGAUUUGCUAGACUUUUUAUGUUAUGGCAACAAUCUUAAUGUAUCUUUAUUCAUUGUCUACAAUGAUUUUGAUUUGAUUGAUCUUUGGGCAAGAUGUUUUUAGAUUGUGGUUAUUGUAAACUUAGUGUGUGAGUGUACAAAAAAUACAUCUGAUUUUAGGCAUUUGCAUGCUAAAUAGAAAAGUUGGGUCUCUUGCUCUAUAUAACAGAACAAUGGGUAGAGUCAGCGCUAAUCGGGAAGGCAGCAGUCCCAAACAAGGACUCCCUCUAGUCUCCAUGGAAAUCAAUGGUAAACGCAAGAAAAGAUGAGGGGAUGGGUCUGCGCCAAUGUGUACACUGAGUAUUGAGUCCAAUAGGAUCUAUGUUAUUGUGUCCAAAGUUCUACUUUUGGUGGUAUCCAGAAGGUAUCGAUGUCGUGGAGAGUAAUCCAAAUAUGUAAAAAUAGAAGAGAUCUUACUUACAAUUUGCAGAGCUUAAUCCAGCUCUGGUGUGGAUAGCUUACAGCGGUAUUAUCCCCGCUUACAGGAUAUACAGCAGGUGUCCUCUUCUUUGUAGUAACGGGUGGCCAAAGUUGGGAAAAAAAUAAAAUAAAAACAGUAAUGGUGCAGUAUGUUCUACACUUAUAUAAAAAAAUAUAUAACAUAUGAUAGAUACACUCACAUUCGGUAGAGCUUUGACUAGCUCUAGUUGGUUAGGCGUACAGCGGUAUCAUCCCGCUUAUAGGAUAUAUGAUGAGUGAUCUUGACCGGAAUAUCAGGAGCUCGGAGAGAAGGUAAAACAACGAUAGUGCUCUCAAUAAAAUCUUAAUGAUAAAAUAAAAUAAUAAAAUAUACUCACAAUGUAUAGGGCAGACUAACUGCUCUAUGUAACAGCGUAGGCGGUAUGAUCCCCACCUAGGAUUCUUGGAGUAUAAUAUGCAGGACUUAAAAAAUAAUAAAAGAAGUAUAUAGUAUAAAAUGUAUAUAAAACGUUUAUAAAAUAGCCAGGUAACAAAAAAGAUGAUGGUUUAAACGUAAAAAUGACCAAAAUCUUUUUGUUAGCAAUAUAUAAAACAGUAAAAAAUAUCCAAAUGCGUUUCGCCUGUAUAAGGCUUUAUCAAUGGAUAACAAAAACUUGCUCUUUAUGUAGAUGGGCUAGGGAUGUAACUUUCCUUCUCUUUGAACAUCUAAGAUUUUAAAUUGAGGGAACAUGUUAAGACCUACGGUGUGGGGGGGGAGAUUAUCUGAUCCCCUGCUAAUUUUGAACGUUUGCCCACUGACAAAGAAAUGUUUAGUCUAUAAUUUUAAUGGUAGGUGUAUUUUAACAGUGAGACAGAAUAACAAAAUCGAGAAAAAUACGUGUCAAAGUUUAUAAAUUGAUUUGCAUGUCAAUGAGUGAAAUAAGUAUUUGAUCCCCUAUCAAUCAGCAAGCUUUCUUGCUGCGAGGUGUCUUUUUUAUAGAGGUAACGAGCUAAGAUUAGGAGCACUCUCUUAAAGGGAGUGCUCCUAAUCUCAGCCAGUUACCUGUAUAAGACACCUGUCCACAGAAGCAAUGAAUCAGAUUUCAAACUCUCCACCAUGGCCAGGACCAAAGAGCUGUCCAAGGAUGUCAGGGACAAGAUUGUAGACCUACACAAGGCUGGAAUGGGCUACAAGACCAUUGCCAAGCAGCUUGGUGAGAAGGUGACAACAUAUGGUGCGAUUAUUCGCAAAUGGAAGAAACACAAAAUAACUGUCAGUCUCCCUCGGUCUGGUGCUGCAUGCAAGAUCUCACCUUGUGGAGUUACAAUGAUCAUGAGAACCGUGAGGAAUCACCCCAGAAGUACAAUGGAGAAUCUUGUUAAUGAUCUCAAGGCAGCUGGAACCAUAGUCCUCAAGAAAACAAUUGGUAACAUACUACACCGUGAAGGACUGAAAUCUUGCAGUGCCCACACCCGCAGUCCCCCUGCUCAAGAAAGCACAUGAACAGGCCCAUCUAAAGUUUGCCAAUUAACAUCUGAAUGAUUCAGAGAAGAACUGUGUGAAAGUGUGGUCAGAUGAGACCAAAAUCAAGCUCUUUGGCAUCAACUCAACUCACCUUGUUUGGAGGAGGAAUGCUGCCUAUGACCCCAAGGACCCCAUCCCCACCCUCAAACAUGGAGGUGGAAACAUUAUGCUUUGGGGGUGUUUUUCUGCAAAGUGGACACGACAACUGCACUGCAUCAAAGGAACGAUGGAUGGGGCCAUGUACCUUCAAAUCUUGGGUCAGAACCUCCUUCCCUCAGCCAGGGCAUUGAAAAUGGGUCGUAGACGGGUAUUCCAGCAUGACAAUGACCCAAAACACACAGCCAAGGCAACAAAGGGGUGGUUUAAGAAGCACAGUAAGGUCCUGGUGUGGCCUAGCCAGUCUCCAGACCUUAUUCCCAUACAAAACCUGAGGAGGGAGCUGAAGGUUCAAGUUGCCAAAUGUCAGCCUCAAAACCUUAAUGACUUGGAGAGGAUCUGCAAUGAGGAAAAUCCCUCCUGAGAUGUGUGCAAACAUGGUGGCCAACUACAAGAAAUGUCUGACCUCUGUGAUUGCCAACAAGGAUUUUGUCACCAAGAACUAAGUCAAAGGGGUCAAAUCUUUAUUUCACUCAUUGAUAUGCAAAUCAAUUUAUAACUUUUUUGAAAUGCGUUUUUCUGGAUUAUUUUGUUUUUGUUUUGUUAUUUUGUCUCUCACUGUUAAAUUACACCUACCAUUAAAAUUAUAGACUGAUCAUUUCUUUGUCAGUGGGCAAACAUUCAAAAUCAGCAGAAGAUCAAAUACUUUUUUUCCUUCGCUGUAAAAUCCCCAAACCCCAUGUAAAUAAUCCUACCUUUUUGACUUCUUACCCGGGGUCCCUAUGUUUCUGCAGAUAGAAGUGAGGUGGAAGCUCCUAUUGGAGCUUCUAUUGGCUCUCCUGAGUGAAGUCCUGCUGUGAGGUGCCAGCUUGUUAGCCAAGAGCAUUGGCUCAUUGCUGUCAGCCACUGAGCUAAUCUCUGCACUGCCGGACUUGGCGCAGUGAAGAUGGUUUUGAAAUGUAGGGAUCAGUGCCUGUCAGACUCCAGGUAACAAGUCAAAUGUUUUGAUUAUUUACAUUGUGGUGGCUAUUCAACAAUUCUUUAAAAGGGAGUUUAAAAUAAAAAAAAAAUUAAAAAAUUGAAGCUGUAUUAACAUUGUUGGCAGUGCUGACUUUUUGUCUUCUUCUAUACCAGGUUGUAAAGCAUGUUUUCACAAGAAAUGUUUCAAGGCCAAAGAUUGCCCGAAAUGUCGCCGGAUUGAAGCACGCGAAGCCCUUCUUAGAUGUGAAUCUCCUGCUGCAUCAUGUAGCCCACAGUGUUAACAAAAAAGGGAUUUUUAUACCAGAUUCUAAAUUUUUAUUUUUUUUAAUAUAUGUGAACUUUUAUAAAUUAAGGAACUGUUGGUGCCAUUAUCUGGCCAAACUUGCACCAAAUCUAUUGUAUAAACGUUUACAAAGUAUCCUGUCAUUUAAACAAUUUCAGCUUUAAAGCAAUUUUUUUUUAAGUUUUAAUUUAUUUAUUUUUUCCUUCUUCUUCGGAAGGUUAUUAGUGUGUAUUUGUUGUCUCUUCAGUGCCACUAUGAUUUGUCACUUAUGGCAAUAUUUAACCAACUAGGGCAACCGGGAAAGUGCACAUAUGUUUGGGGGAUUUUUUUCAUUUUAUUUUAUGUAUAAAGGGUUUUUAUGUUCUGUAAAUACUUUUGACCUUUUCUGUUUAAAAUUGAAUGAUAUAUAUUUUGUUUGUCCCUUUUUUUUUUUUUUAAAGAGUGUUGCACAAUCAAGACUUUACGCUGCUAUUUAAGAGUACUGUAUCUUGGGGAAGGUUUUGCUUUGUGUGAUCAUUUUUGUUGCACCAAGCACUGAAGACUUUGUAUGUUUGUACAGAUGAGUUCAACAAAAUUGACCAGAAAUUAUUGAAUGAAGUGUAUGUUUGACAUUUUAUGUACAGCUUUUGUUACAGUGUCCAACUUCAUUAUUAAACCAGACAAACCUAAAAAUGUGGUUUAUAUUUUGUCUUGAAAGCAUUAGUCACCGAAAGCAACAAACACUAAGUCAAAGGGGUCAAAUCUUUAUUUCACUCAUUGAUAUGCAAAUCAAUUUAUAACUUUUUUGACAUGCGUUUUUCUGGAUUAUUUAUUUUUGUUUGUUUUUGUUUUGUUAUUUUGUCUCUCACUGUUAAAUUACACCUACCAUUAAAAUUAUAGACUGAUCAUUUCUUUGUCAGUGGGCAAAUAUUCAAAAUCAGCAGAAGAUCAAAUACUUUUUUUCCUUCGCUGUAAAAUCCCCAAACCCCAUAACAUGAUUUUGAUGCACAGGUGUUGUAACUUUACUCCGUGAGAAACCGUAAUGUUAUUGCAUUUGUCCAAGAACACACCUCUCUUGCCUAUCAGACAGACUGCCACUAGAGCCACUACCUCUUUAAGAGCUUUUAUUCAUUUUGUUUUUUAACGCCAAAGGUCUUUACAUUAAAUGUAAUGACAAUGAAUGCAACAAAUACAUUGCAUAAAGAAGCAUUGGAUUUGGUGUUUUUACCAGAAGAAGCUACAGACUGGCCGAGAGCAGCUCUUGCCACGCAUGCACCUUAUGUCUCUAAACUGUUGGAGAAGUGGUCACAAUAAGAGAAACCUGCUACAUGUAUGUUGGGACUGCCCAGAGGUGCAGUAUUUUGGACAAAACACUACAGAAUUAUUUAACAUUUAGCUGAUAACCUUCUACAGUCAUGCUCCUCAAUCACUUUCAGUGCUCACUCAGACUUUAAACUGUCAAUAAAUUUGAGACAUUUGACAGUAAUCUAGAGCAUGUGAAAAAGUGCUCCCAUUGUUUUGCAUUUCAGUGGACACCGUAGAUGAGAUUAGACAGAUCAAGGACUUGAUAAUCCUAGAUCAAGACCUUAAAGUCUAUACCACCAGAUGGUUUUCUUGGCUGGAGUUCCUCUCCUUCCUAUUAUUUGUACUCCCAGAGGUCUUCCAAAUCUCAUUUUAAACGGUUAUAUUUUUACUGCUUAAUAUAAUAGUGUCACAUACAGUGGCGUACACAUGACCCAUGGGGCCCCGGUGCGAAAAUUGAUCCGUGGCCCCCCCCCCCCGCGGGCCGCAACACAUGGCGGUGGGCACCUGGUCGCAGGGGUUACAGGGCUGCAACCCCUGCGACCGAGGUAUGUACGCCAGUGCAUGCAGAUGCACACACACUUAAAGGACCACUACAGACACCCAGAUCACAUCAGCUCAAUGAAGUUGUCUGGGUGUCAGGUCCCUCUAGUUUUAACCCUGCAGCUGAAAACAUAGCAGUUUAAGAGAAACUGCUAUGUUUCACUGAGGGUUAAUCCAGCCUCUAGUGGCUGUCUCACUGACGGCCGCUAGAGGAGCACACUGAACGUCGGUUUGAAUGCAUGUGCGGUCGCAUUCGGAGCUGGGAGGCUGAGGGAUCCCCAGCGCCAAGGGAGUCCGGCGCUGGAGAAAGGUAAGUGCUGAAGACAUACACACACUUACAGACGCAUACACACUAGCUAACAGAGACACACUCAGCGACAGACAUACAUACACACUCACUUACAAAACAUACACUCUCAUUGACAAACACACUAACAGACAUCAAACACACUCGCUGACACUCACUAGCAGACACACACACUAACACUCACACACACACACUCUAAGACACUUUUUUUUUUUAAAUUGAAUCCCCCCAGCCUCCUUACCUUUUGGAGUGCUGGGUGGAUUCCCUGGGGUCCAGUGGUGCUGAUGGGCUCCUGGGCGG